AUGCGCUUCCGCCCCGACUUUUACCCAUCGGUCUCACCGUCCCAGCACGAGCACCUGCGGCUGCUGGCCAAGAAGUCGGUCGCCGACCUCCUUCAAGUGGCCGCGACCUAUGACGGAUUAGGCGCCCGCACGCGCUUUGAGAUGCUGCCGCCGCUCCACGGCAACCCGGACGUGCAGUCGAUCUGCGGGACCGUCACGCUGCAAGCGUCACUAGAAGACAUUGAGGCCAUCAUGCAGUGCCACGUCGCCAACACGGCCGAGAGCCAAGCGUUUGCAAAGACCGUCGAGACGCACGUCAAGGCAUCGGCGCUCCUUCUGCAGCUGAGCCCGAGCAUGACGAUCAACUGGGCCAUGAUCGAGUCGCAGUCGUCGGUCAUGCGGCACCGCGACUUUGUCUACGUGCAGAGCCGUGAGCACAAGGUCAUUAACGGCGUGGACACGUGGGUGUCGUGCACGCAUUCGGUCAAGAUUGACGGCUGCCCGCCGCUCGACGCGUCGCUCGAGCUCGUGCGCGGCGGCUUGUACGCCUCCGGGUAUGUUUUUUCCGCACACCCAAGUGAAGGCACUGUGCGCGCCACGUAUGUGCUCUCGGUGGACUUUAAAGGCCGGACGCCCCAUGCGUGGACAUCGACGACGCUCAAGAACUGGUGCCACGCGCUCUCGCGCAUGCAGAGCUUCUUUGAUGCGCGCCACGUCGGCCGUCUCUCGAGCUACGUGCGCAGCGACAUGGAGGUCAAGUCAAUCAAGGACGUCGCGUACUGCCACAAGGACAAUUGCCGCAUUUGCGGCGAAGUCGUGUGUCCGUCCUGCACGGAAAAGAAGGAUGUCGCGUUGCCGUCCGGCGUCAGGAAGCUCGCCAUGUGCACGGUCUGCUUGCACUCGAAAUUUGAGCCCGAGAAGCUCUCGCCACGCCUGCGCCAGAGUCGGUCGUGGCCCGACGAGCAGAAUAACGCGCGGCCGCCGCGGCCGCAGCGCUGGAGCCAAGCGCGUGUCUCGACCGAUGCGCUCGACAUUGGUGACUUUACCGUGCCCCGGUCGCGGUCGCUUGUGGUCCACCCGCCGGUCGAGCCCGAGCCGGUUGUUGCUGUUGUUGUUGCCAAGGAACGGGCGACGAGCCAUCGGCGGUCGCGUCAGCGGUCCGUGGACCACGCGUCCUAUGAGGAAAUGCAGCGCGUGUGCCAACCUCGACUGUCGUUUGAAGCCGAUGGCGACGUCGAUCUCUUCGACAAGGUCUUCUAGUCGCCACAAAUAUCGAUGCUAUUUAACCCACAUAUUUCCUGU
Messenger RNA from Saprolegnia parasitica CBS 223.65, 1281 nucleotides. RefSeq lists its product as hypothetical. Gene Ontology annotation, molecular function: lipid binding. Bases 1 to 1239 code for a protein of 412 amino acids. The transcript is spliced from 2 exons. The record is from RefSeq and is a predicted model, not a curated record. NCBI's taxonomy places the organism in Eukaryota, Oomycota, Saprolegniomycetes, Saprolegniales, Saprolegniaceae.